Molecule: messenger RNA, 1065 nt
Organism: Naegleria fowleri
Lineage: Eukaryota; Heterolobosea; Eutetramitea; Acrasida; Naegleriidae
Exons: 2
Coding region: 1-1065 (354 amino acids)
Source: RefSeq, a predicted model, not a curated record
AUGAUUGACUUUAGCAUCAGCAUGCCUUUCAUGUACUUGCUAUUUGACAUUUUACUGGAAUUGUUGAAUUAUUCAUCCUCUGAACAGUUCACAAAAGAAAUUAACAUGAAAAAACUUCGAGUAGAUCUUCAAACCAAGUUAUUCGAGGCACUAUUGUUGAGCUUGAACAAAUUCCAUGAGUUUUGCGGUAACAGUACAAGAGGCAACCGAUUCUUCUCGAGUUAUAUCAAAUUUAUUUUCAAUUUUGAAUCUUUACAUUGUGAAUUGAUGAAAGUAUUUAUACAAUAUUUGACGUCCAAUAGAGAAGCUACCGAGGAAAAACAUCCGACUCUUGCAGAUACUCUUGAACGAAAAGAUCAUGUACAAGAUUGGAAAGUAUUUGUUGGACAUCUUUUGAAAUUAGAGUUUGAUGAAAGAUAUCAACCAAGAGAAAAUCGAGAACGUAUCACUUCCAUAAUUUUCACAAGUCUUGUAGACACCUUCUUCAAUAAGGGAGAAGAAUUGUUACUUAAACUCAAACAGUUCAAUGAGAUUAACGUUAUUUUGAGUACUCUUCUGUUAUGGACAAUGAGAAAUUACAACAGAGAUGCGCUCAUUCGAUGGUGGAGAGAUAAAACGUUGCACUGCUCUAAUGAAUUGAACGAUUUGAGCAUUGUUUUUUACAUGCUCAAGUUUAUGAAGAAUAUUGUAUUAGCGUUCAGAGGGGUUUCGAAAGAACACGAGCAACAAUCAAAGAAGAUUGAUUUUGUCAGCAAGUCCUAUCAAGUUGUCGUCUAUAUUUUGAAUGCUCUUUUUAUUGGAAAAGAUGGAUCCAUGAUGAACCUUUUAAUCUCUCUAUUUCAUGGAUUGUCUGACACAGCGGCCGAUGGGGAUUAUGUGGAUGCAUUGCUCUACAAACUUAUUCAGCUCAUUCGCCACAUUACAAUCCACUCAUUGUUAAGACACGAUGGUAACACUUGCUUUUUGGUUGUGAAAUCAUUAGUCACUGACUUGGUGACUCACUGCAAAAAAUUGAUCAGUGUGCAUGAGAUUGAGAAUGCUCGAGAUUUAUCUAUGAAAUUUUGA